AUGUCAAUUAGAGACGAAAUCGAGGGGAACCCGGAGUUAUACGGACUACGUCGUUCUGGUCGAGCAAGAACGACCACCGAGUCUUACAAAUUUUCAGAUGAUGAAGACGUAGUCCAAACCCCAAGAAAGAAAAGGCAAACUAAGAAAAUUGAUUCAGAUGAUGAAGAUGUCGAUCAUAUUGAUUAUGGGGGUAAUGAAGAUGAGGACAAUGAAGAUGAGGACGACGACGACGACGAUGACGACGAUUUUUAUAUUUCUGGUAAACCGAAGAAAUCUAAGAGGAAGCACAAACCAAAGAAAUCUAAGAAGACCGGUUCUAGAUCACUUACCGAUAAAUUUUCUGCACAAGCCGUUCGAUUCUCAAGUCGUAACAACUCGAAGUCUGUCAAUUAUAAUGUUGACCAGGGUGACGAUGAUGAUUUGUUAGAGUCUGAUCAAGAUAUUGAAGAAGAGGAAGGUGAUGAGGAGAGUUAUUACUAUGAAUAUAAUGAUGAUUCAUCUGAACCACAAAUGGCAAUAGACAUUGUUGUCAACCAUCGUGUCAUUGGCGACGAAAAUAGUUCAAGCGAUGAAGAAGACGAUGAUUUAACAUCAUUGCCCAGUAUAGUCAAGAGUGAAAAUUCCGAAUCUAAAGAUACCAAAGACACUGAUUUGGUUAAAAAGGAAAAGCAAGAAAAAAAGCUGAGAAUUAAAGAACUUUAUGAAAGAGGGGACCCAAAGACAGACUUUGAGUAUCUGAUCAAAUGGUUGGAUAUUGCACAUAUUCACAAUACCUGGGAGACCUACCAGUCGUUGAAAGAGAAAGGCCUGAAGGGUUUUAAAAAAUUGGACAAUUAUAUCAACCAAUAUAUCAUUUUAGAUAGAGAAUAUAGGAGAGAUCCGUUUGUCACUAGGGAAGAUAUUGAACAGCUUGAUAUUGAGGAAGAAACCAGGCGAGAAAAUUUUGAAGAGUACAAGAAAGUUGAGAGAAUCAUCGACAGUGAGAGAGUUAGGCUUGAUAACGGUGAAUCUGCCCUUAAGUAUUUUGUUAAGUGGAAAAGACUGAACUAUGAUGAAUGCACCUGGGAAUUAGCUUCUGAGAUUGCACCAUCUGCUCCGAAGCAAGUGAAGAACUUUCAAAAUAGACAAAACUCUAAAAUUUUACCUGCAAACUCUGCCUCUUAUGGUUCGAAUAGACCAAAGUUUGAAAAAUUGACUUCCCAACCAGCUUUUAUAAAAGGCGGCCAAUUAAGAGAUUUCCAGUUGACUGGUUUAAAUUGGAUGGCUUUCUUAUGGUCGAGAGAUGAAAAUGGUAUUUUAGCCGAUGAAAUGGGAUUAGGUAAGACCGUUCAAACAGUAUCAUUUCUUUCUUGGUUGAUCUAUGCAAGAAGGCAAAAUGGUCCUCAUUUGGUUGUUGUUCCAUUGUCCACUGUCCCUGCAUGGCAAGAGACCUUUGAGAAAUGGGCACCUGAUGUUAAUGUCAUCUAUUAUAUGGGUAAUACACAAGCUAGAAAAAAUAUUAGAGAUUACGAGUUCUAUAUUGGUGGUAACAAGAAGAAGCCCAAGUUCAACAUUCUUUUAACAACUUAUGAGUAUAUUCUAAAGGAUAGAUCUGAAUUGGGCAGUUUUAAAUGGCAAUACCUGGCUGUUGAUGAGGCCCAUAGAUUGAAAAAUGCUGAAUCUUCUCUAUACGAAUCUCUAUUUGAGUUUAAAAUUGCCAAUAGAUUAUUAAUUACAGGUACUCCGCUACAGAAUAACUUGAAGGAGCUUGCAGCUUUAUGUAACUUUUUAAUGCCUGGUAAAUUUUCCAUUGAACAAGAAAUUGAUUUUGAUACACCAAACGAUGAGGCAGAAUCAUAUAUCAAAGAUUUACAGGAAAAGAUCAAACCCUAUAUCUUAAGAAGGUUGAAAAAGGAUGUUGAAACUUCGCUUCCCGGUAAGACUGAGAGGAUUUUAAGAGUUGAGUUGUCUGAUAUACAAACAGAUUAUUAUAAGAACAUAUUAACCAGGAAUUAUACAGCACUAAAUAAAGGUGUCAGAGGUUCCCAAAUCUCUUUGUUGAAUAUUGUUGCUGAAUUAAAAAAAGCCUCCAACCAUCCUUACUUGUUUGACGGUGUCGAGGAGAAUGUGCUAUCACAGUUUGGUUCUAGUAGGGAAAAUAUUUUGAGGGGUUUGAUAAUGUCAUCCGGUAAAAUGGUUCUACUAGAUCAGUUACUUAACAAGUUGAAAAGAGAUGGCCACCGUGUUUUAAUAUUCUCUCAAAUGGUGAGAAUGCUAGAUAUUAUUGGUGAUUAUUUACAGUUGAAGGGCUUAAACUUUCAAAGACUAGAUGGUACAAUUAAUUCGCACAGAAGGAGAAUAUCAAUUGAUCAUUUUAAUGCGCCAGAUUCUAAAGACUUUGUAUUUCUUUUGUCAACAAGAGCUGGUGGUUUGGGAAUUAACCUAAUGACAGCCGAUACAGUCAUUAUCUUUGACUCAGAUUGGAACCCCCAAGCAGAUUUACAAGCUAUGGCGAGAGCUCAUAGAAUUGGUCAGAAAAACCACGUCUCAAUUUAUAGAUUUGUAUCUAAAGACACAAUUGAAGAACAAGUCCUAGAGAGAGCAAGAAAGAAAAUGAUUCUAGAGUAUGCUAUUAUUUCAUUAGGUAUCACCGAUAAGAAGGUCAAUAAUUCUAAAAAUGAUCCAUCAAGUGGCGAAUUAAGUGAAAUUUUGAAAUUUGGUGCUAGUGCUAUGUUUCAAAAAACGGACAACCAAAAGAAGCUCGAGAAUUUUGAUUUAGAGGCUGUUCUUAACCACGCAGAGGAUCAUAUAACUACACCAGAAUUGGGCGAAUCAAAUCUAGGGUCUGAAGAAUUCUUAAAACAGUUUGAAGUGACUGAUUAUAAGGCUGACGUUGAUUGGGAUGAUAUUAUUCCGGAAGAUGAAUUGAAGAAAAUCAAAGAGGAGGAAGAGAAAAGAAAAGAAGACGCAUUCCUGCAGGAGCAAAUUGAGAUGUCAAGCAGGAAACGUAAAGCUGCAAUCAAGCCUGAGUAUCAAAACGAUGAUGAAGGUGAAGACGAUGAGGAUAGUGAAGGUAGAUCUAGAAGACGGGGACGGAAACUAGAUAUGAAUAAAUUAACCGAAUCUCAAGUUAGGAGUAUCUAUAGGGCAAUUUUGAAGUUUGGUAACAUAACUGCGAGAAUAGAGGAAUUAAUUGAGGAUGGUACGUUGCCAAAUAAAAAUCCCGAAGUUAUGAAGAAAUGUUACUUCGAUAUUCACAAUAAGGCAAAAGAAUUGAUUCGGGAGGCUGAGGAAAAGAGAUUUACCGAACUCAAAGAACUUGAAGAAGCGGCAAAUAAGGAGAAAGUUUCCAACUCGCAAUUGCCACCAAAUGCUGAUGGUUCUGCAUAUCCUACUCCGAAAUUACAGGCACUUAAUAUGAAGAAGAAGGAGAAGAAAGCGGUUUUAUUUGACUACGGAGGAUGUAGAAACCUGAAUGCAGAAACAAUUUUAGCUAGACCAAUAGAACUAGAUAUUUUGAGGAAGUAUAUACCAUCUGAUGAUCCGUACAAAUUUAGAUUCAAGACUGACCCCAAGCCUGUCCAUGGUUGGACUUGUGAUUGGAAAUUUGAUGAUGAUAGAAUGCUAUUGAUUGGUAUCUACAAGUUCGGAUAUGGUUCUUGGAUUCAAAUCCGUGAUGAUCCUAUCCUCAAUCUUCAGAAUAAGAUAUUCCUCGAAAAUGCGCCAGCGAAUGCUAGUAAAGAAGAAAAGGAUCGAAUUAACAAGAGGAUCCCUGGUGCUGUCCAUUUAGUGAGAAGAUCUGAUUAUUUACUCGGGUUUUUGAAGGAUACUCUCAACUUACCAGUAGAACACGGAAAAGAUGCCAAUACUCCACCUGUUACAAAAAAGACAAGGAAGCGUGGCCCAAGCAAGAAAUCGCAAACACCAGAUAUGUCUGAUAAGAACGGGAAUUCAAGCAGUCAUGGAAGCACCGGUGAUGGCUCCAAUUCCUCAGCAACGUCGGCUGAUACUUCACAUUUAUCAUCUAGCUCCAAAGUUCCGACUGGGCCUAAGAGAAACGGAAGUAUCCAUCCAUUGCUACAACCGGUUGCUUCAGACUUGAAGAUUUGGUUAUCCAAGGGUAAAGGCUUGGACAAGGUUACUUGGGCAAAUAAGUUAAAGACCUCUUUGAUUAAUAUCGGAAAAUGCAUUGAAAAGCUCUCUCACGACCAACCAGCACUCAACCAAGAGUUAUGGCUUGAAGCUUGUAAAUCAUGGCCUAAAAGGGGUGUCAAAGCAGAAGACAUUAAACGUGUCUAUUUGAAAAAGGUUAAAAGCUGA
Pichia kudriavzevii is the source of this 4299-nucleotide messenger RNA. RefSeq lists its product as uncharacterized. Gene Ontology annotation, biological process: regulation of transcription by RNA polymerase II; nucleosome organization. The record is from RefSeq and is a predicted model, not a curated record. The coding region runs from base 1 to 4299 and encodes 1432 amino acids. Gene Ontology annotation, cellular component: nucleus; chromatin. NCBI's taxonomy places the organism in Eukaryota, Fungi, Ascomycota, Pichiomycetes, Pichiales, Pichiaceae. Gene Ontology annotation, molecular function: chromatin binding; ATP hydrolysis activity; DNA binding. The transcript has a single exon.